Mycotypha africana is the source of this 924-nucleotide messenger RNA. RefSeq lists its product as uncharacterized. The transcript is spliced from 2 exons. The coding region runs from base 1 to 924 and encodes 307 amino acids. The record is from RefSeq and is a predicted model, not a curated record. Lineage: Eukaryota; Fungi; Mucoromycota; Mucoromycetes; Mucorales; Mycotyphaceae.
AUGACUUUACAAGACGCGAACUCAAGAACUGGUUCCAUUGUGGAUAAUGGAUCUACUGGUAGCGCUAGUCUCGUGAAUGAGAUCGACAUUGGUCUGGCUUUGGGUGGUAACUCUCCUCUCUCGUCUGUGGGUCCAACUUCGGAGCCCACACCUAUGUUGCUGGAUGAUCGAGUAGGUCAGGUGGAGACCACUCCGGAGGCUUCAAUUGACUAUGCCGUAGAGGAAGUCAGACUGGAGAUCAAGAAGUGUAUAGCAGCUUGGUCAACUGCUCGUAUCCAAGGUGAUCGCAACGCUGAGGAUGAAGCCAUGGGUGCAUUAAAGCGCUCAAGAAUGGCACUUAAGGAUUUGGAGGACACGCGUGAGGCACUGUUGUCCUCUGGUAAGCGACCUGAGCCCCAACAAGAGAGGCUACGACUGAACUUGAGUCGUAAGGACUUGCCAAGAUUCCAGCUGAGUUCUGACAUCAUCUUGCCACGAAUGCCUGGUGAGGAAGUGUUUGAAUCUAGGUCAGAACGUGACACUGUGGAGCAAUUCUUGAAGACGUGGGAGCGUAUUGCAAACCCAAUGACUGGAAACAAAUUGCAUCUUUACUGGAGAGAUCUGUUGCCUUUGAGCCUUCCAGCUGGUGAUGAUACGUGGAUCGAGGAGGUGUUGAAGAAAUGCCCUUCUUGGGAAGCUGCCAAAGAGGAGUUCCGUAAGCAUCAUGGGUCCACUACUUCCACCAAUAGGUUUGUACAAAAGGUAUACACCAUGACGAUGAGACCGAAUGAAAGCAUCAUCAAUUACUCGCGACGUUUCAUCCAAACGAUCUUCAAUGCGGGUAUCCCAAGAGAUGACUUGCGGAUUGGUGAGCGUUGUUGUAUCCAAGAUACAACUAUACGUCUUAAACUACAGAACGACUUCAGUACCUGCUUGGCAAUCUGA